Messenger RNA from Raphanus sativus (radish), 1126 nucleotides. RefSeq names its product polygalacturonase-like. Gene Ontology annotation, molecular function: polygalacturonase activity. Lineage: Eukaryota; Viridiplantae; Streptophyta; Magnoliopsida; Brassicales; Brassicaceae. The transcript has 3 exons. Bases 1 to 981 code for a protein of 326 amino acids. The record is from RefSeq and is a predicted model, not a curated record. Gene Ontology annotation, biological process: carbohydrate metabolic process.
AUGGCCAAAAACAUAUCUUUUCCACUAGUCAUCGUAUUAUUCUCCAUCUUCUUCUUUCUUGUUAACUCAUCCAAGGCAAUGCCUUCGUUCAAUGUGCAAAGAUACGGAGCUAGAGGUGAUGGGAGAACAGAUGCCACCAAGCCAUUUUUGACGGCUUGGUCAUUGGCUUGCGGCUCAAGUUCUCAAGCCAUGGUCUACAUUCCCCGUGGAACAUACUUGGUUGGAAACCUAGUCUUUUGGGGUCCUUGCAAGAACAUUAUAACUUUCAAAAUCGAUGGAACACUCGUUGCUCCGGAAAAUUACUGGAGUAUAGGUAGCUCUGGUUACUGGAUCCUAUUCGCUAAGGUAAACCGGAUCUCAGUUAUUGGUGGAACCAUUGAUGCUAGAGGAGCUGGUUAUUGGUCUUGUAGAAAGAAAGGUGGUCAUUGUCCUCAAGGUGCAAGGUCUAUAUCGUUUAGCUGGUGCAACAAUGUUCUACUAAGUGGCCUAACGUCGUUGAAUAGCCAGAAUAUGCAUGUCACGGUUCAUCAUUCUUCUAAUGUUCGGAUUCAGAACAUAAGGAUUAGGGCUCCAAGUGGAAGCCCCAACACCGAUGGUAUCCACGUCCAGUCUUCUUCUGGAGUCACCGUUAGUGGUGGAACCAUUGCGACCGGUGAUGACUGCAUUGCUCUUAGUCAAGGAUCUAGGAACAUUUGGAUCGAACGUGUGAAUUGUGGACCAGGGCAUGGGAUCAGCAUUGGGAGUCUUGGGGAUUACGCUAAUGAGGAAGGUGUGCAGAAUGUAACCGUCACGAGCUCUGCUUUCACCAGGACACAAAAUGGUGUAAGGAUAAAGACUUGGGCUAGACCGAGCAGAGGGUUUGUGAGGAGUGUGGUGUUUCGAAAUUUGAUAAUGAAGAAUGUCGAUAACCCGGUGAUUAUCGACCAAAACUAUUGUCCUAAUGGAAAAGGCUGCCCUCGUCAGGUGUAUAGCGUUACUUGAAUCUCUUAUAGUCUCAAAUUAUUUUCUAAUGGAAGACUUGUUAUGAUUGAUCAUAUAGAGAUCUGGUGUGAAGAUAAGUGGAGUGACUUAUGCAAACAUAAAAGGAACAUCAACGACACCAAUAGCUAUGAAGUUGGAUUGUAGU